CAGAAAAACAGAAGCAAAGAAAAACAACGUUGUCUCAUCUCAACUGUGAAUAAUGAAGAUAAGGAUUUAAAGCCUCUCCAUUCAUUUCUCUCCCUCUCUAUCAUCAUUACCCAUUUCCACUUUCACCAAAAAGAUUUCAGUUUUACACUCAAAACUUCAAACACCAAACUUCAUCUUCAUUGUUCUUCCCUUUUUGUGUAUACCCUUUUGAAGCUUCCGAGGUGACACGAGAUGAACUGAUCCUGAAAAAUAGCUAAGUUUUAUAAUUCAAUUCAACAUGAAUCCCAUAAUAUCAUGCUCUGUUGGCAAUGCUUCGAUUAUUCCCGGAGUUGCGUAUUCGACAAGGAAGAAUAACUCGUUAACUAGACUCAGUUUUUCAAGGAGUUCUUUAAAACAAGGAUUGUCAACUAGAAGAUUUCUCUUUCCUUCAUUUGUCGUCAAUGGAGUGUUUCCGCAGAACAAACGGAUAUGCUCUUAUCGUAGGAAAUCUAGAACCUCAAUAUCAGCCACAGAAACAGAAGCACCCGUGGAGGUAACAGGUUCACCUAUUGCAGAUGAAGUUUCUAGCGAAUCUCCUUCAGUUGAAGUUGCAAAAACUGUAGCUUCAUCUCCUAAGUCCAAUGGGAACACUAGUUCUGCAAACGUAAAAGGUUCAAGACCGAGGAGGAAAAGCGAGAUGCCUCCGGUAAAGGAAGAGGAUUUGAUUCCAGGUGCAGCUUUUACGGGGAAAGUAAUAUCUAUCCAGACGUUCGGUGCAUUUGUUGAUUUCGGAGCUUUCACAGACGGACUUGUUCAUAUUUCUAUGAUGAGUGAUACUUAUGUAAAGGAUGUUGCCAGUGUUGUUUCUGUUGGACAAGAAGUGAAGGUGAAGGUGAUUGAAGUGAACACUGAAACUAAGCGUAUAUCUCUCUCUAUGCGUGAGAAUGCUAACGCUGGCAAACGUAACGAUGCACCGAACACUACGGAGAGAAUCGGCCCUGGUAGGAGGGACCCUUCAAAAUCUGGUAUGAAGAGAAACACAAAAUUUACCGUAGGUCAGGAAUUGAACGGUACGGUGAAGAAUAUGACAAGGAGUGGUUCUUUUGUAUCUCUUCCGGAAGGUGAGGAGGGAUUUCUCCCGAUAGGUGAGGAGAGUGACAUUGGAUUUGCGAAUGUAAUGGGAAAAUCUUCGUUGAAGGCUGGUCAAGAAGUUAGCGUACGGGUUUUGAGUAUCACAAGAGGACAAGCGACGUUGACUAUGAAGAAGGAAGGAGCUGUUACGGAAUCGGACAAUCCAUUUGGACCACAAGAGAGUGUGGAUGUUGGAACAAACGCUUUUGCAUUGGCUUUUCGUAAAAAUAAGGAUAUUGCUAAAUUUUUGGAUGAGAGGGAGAAAGCUCAAAGCGAAGUGAAAUCAUCAACAACAGAAACUGAGGAAGAUGUUGGAACUAGUUCAUCGGUCGGUUCCUCAACAACUGUUGCGGAUGAUGAAAGCAGUCAAGGAAGUAGUAUAAAUGGUGAUGUGGAGAAGGAAACGGAGGAAGCUUCUGAAGGGGAUAUAUCUGCUGUAAACUCAAUAGUCGAGGAAGCUAUUCAGCCAGAUAUCACAACAAGCGAUGUAGAAACCGACUCACCAGUUGAAGUGACUGAUGAAAAUGUAAUAGAAAGUGGAGUUGAUCAAAUUGUUGCGGAAGAUGAAACACAGACAGAUAAUGAAGCAGUUGAGCCUGUCCCUGUUGUUACAGAAUCAGACAUAACAUCAAGUGCACCAGCUCUUCAAGAAACCGCAGAGAACAACGACAAUGUUGGAGCUGUUCCAGAGAACAACGACAAUGUUGGAGCUGUUCCAGAGAACAAUGAGAGUGAUUUGUCUCCCGAGGGAAGCUUGAACAAAGAUGGAACCGAAGAAAACAAUCAAAUUCCCUCUCCUGAAAGUCCUGUCACUGAAGAAGUGCAAGAAGAACAAACACCUGUGAUAGCACAAGUUGAAGAGGUUGCAGUUGAAUCCGAGACAAACAGCACGUUAUCUAGUUCUAAUGAACAAACCGAAAUUACUGCUUCAGAUGAAGGCGAAGGCUUGAGUAAAGCAACCAUAUCACCAACACUUGUGAAGCAACUUCGGGACGAAACAGGAGCUGGGAUGAUGGACUGCAAAAACGCUUUAUCAGAGAGUGAAGGUGACAUUAUUACAGCACAAGAGCUCCUUAGGAAAAAAGGCUUAGCAAGCGCAGACAAGAAAGCAGCCAGAGCAACUGCUGAAGGAAGGAUAGGUUCUUAUGUCCAUGACAGCAGGAUCGGUGUUUUGCUAGAAGUAAACUGCGAGACAGAUUUCGUCUCCCGAGGUGAAAUUUUUAAAGAGCUCGUUGAGGAUAUAGCCAUGCAAGUGGCCGCGUGUCCUCAAGUAGAGUAUAUUGCUACUGAAGAUGUUCCUGAGGAAUUUGUGAACAAAGAAAAAGAGAUAGAAAUGCAGAAAGAAGAUCUUGCUUCGAAACCGGAGCAAAUCAGAUCAAGGAUUGUUGAAGGACGGAUAAGGAAAAGACUCGAGGAUUUGGCCUUGCUUGAGCAGCCCUACAUCAAGAAUGAUAAAGUGCCCAUAAAGGAUUGGGUCAAGCAGACAAUUGCAACUAUUGGAGAAAAUAUUAAAGUUACGAGGUUUGUGCGGUUCAACCUCGGCGAAGGUUUGGAAAAGAAAAGCCAGGAUUUUGCUGCUGAAGUGGCCGCACAAACUGCAGCAAAACCAGUGACUACACCGGUGAAAGAGGAGCCUGCUGCUGCCGAAGUAAAGGAGACUGAACAAAAGAAACCAACAGUAGCGAUCUCGGCCUCAUUGGUUAAGCAGUUAAGGGAAGAAACCGGUGCGGGGAUGAUGGACUGUAAGAAAGCUCUUGCUGAAACCGAAGGUGAUCUUGAAAAGGCACAAGCAUACCUCAGGAAAAAGGGUCUCUCAUCCGCUGACAAGAAAUCCGGAAGACUUGCAGCUGAAGGAAGAAUUGGCACAUACAUUCACGAUUCACGCAUAGGAGUUCUAAUCGAAGUGAACUGUGAAACCGACUUUGUUGGCAGAAGUGAGAAAUUUAAGGAACUGGUCGAUGAUCUUGCAAUGCAAGUUGUGGCUUCUACACAGGUUCAGUUUGUAUCGAUUGAAGAUAUUCCAGAAGCCAUUGUGAAGAAGGAAAAAGAACUCGAGAUGCAACGAGAAGACCUUGCUUCAAAACCCGAGAACAUAAGAGAGAAAAUUGUUGAGGGAAGAAUCUCAAAGAGGUUAGGGGAGCUUGCUCUUCUAGAGCAGCCUUUCAUUAAGGAUGACAGUGUGUUGGUGAAAGAUUUGGUGAAGCAAAGUAUAGCUGCCAUUGGAGAGAACAUUAAAGUGCGACGUUUUGUUCGGUUCACUCUCGGAGAGACAGUUGAAAAAGAAACAACAGUUGCAGCAUAGCUUAAGAGAUCAAUUUUGAAAACAGAAAUCUGUUUUUCAUAAUAACAGAAUGUUCAUUAGGCGCGGACACAUUUAACUGAUCUGUAUCUGUAUUUGUCGAUACACGAGGACUGAGUUUUGUGUAAUUUUGUGGUUUGUGUUGAAAUUAUUAGUUGAUGCAUUUUUAAAUUACGAAAUUUCAUUAAAGUUUGAA
Lathyrus oleraceus (garden pea) is the source of this 3605-nucleotide messenger RNA. RefSeq names its product polyprotein of EF-Ts, chloroplastic. The record is from RefSeq and is a predicted model, not a curated record. The transcript has 6 exons. Gene Ontology annotation, biological process: mitochondrial translational elongation. Gene Ontology annotation, molecular function: translation elongation factor activity; protein binding. NCBI's taxonomy places the organism in Eukaryota, Viridiplantae, Streptophyta, Magnoliopsida, Fabales, Fabaceae. Bases 278 to 3412 code for a protein of 1044 amino acids.